Molecule: messenger RNA, 4662 nt
Organism: Symbiodinium natans
Lineage: Eukaryota; Dinophyceae; Suessiales; Symbiodiniaceae
Source: the annotation of a GenBank genome assembly
AUGUCCUCACCAGAGGGUGACGCGUCUGAAAGCUUGCCUAGUUUCGUCGAUGCGUUCGACAACUGGGCAAAGCUGUUGCCAACUCAACUUGCAGUUUGUGGAGGUAGCGUGUCUUGGAGUUGGGAUGAGUUGUGCAAGAAGUCACGUGUUGCAGAGAGGCACAUUCUUGCAGAAUGUUCCAAAAGCACUGGCAAAGCUGUCGAUGUGGUUGCAAUUCUGGCACACAGAUCGCCACAAUGGUUGGCUGCGACCAUUGGGGUGAUGCGUUGUAACUUGCCCUUUGUGUGGAUGGGGGCAGGCGAACUUCCUCUGAAAGGUCGUUAUGCCGAAAGACAGCGCAACGAUCAGAUCAUGCAGGUGUUGCAUCCUGAGUUGCUUCUGCUGGACGCAGCUGCUGCUCCGGAGGUCAUUCCAGAUUGGGAGCAGGUGUCCAGACCGCGUGUGCUGCCUCUAGAGAGCUUGCAGUCGGAGAUUUGCGAUGCUGUAGUGCAGCAUGGAAUAAGAACCGCGCAGCAAGCCUUAUGCUAUCAGCUCACAGGAGGCACAACGGGAUCAUCAAAGUGUGUACGCAUCUCUCAUGAGAUGGCCUUGCAUGAGGUAGCUGCCUACCCGAAGGCUUUCAAGACUCUGAGUUCCCAGGAUCGCGUGUUGCAGCACACCCCAGUUUUAUGGGCCGCCAGUGCCAUUGGACAGAUCAACAUUGCAGUCAGCUUCGGGGCUUGCAUAUGCAUCGCUGAGAUGGAUCAGGAUUCCAUAUCCCGGAAUGGUGCGACUGUUUUGGGGACGGUUCCAUCGGCACUACGAUCCAUCAAUCCACAAGCCGUUCCCACUGUGCGCUGUGUGUUUUGCUGGGGGGAGUCCAUGUCGCCUGUGUUGGCUACGCAAUGGAGAUCGGAGAAGCGGCGUGUCAUUGAGCUCCUCAUCAGCACCGAGUAUUGGCUAAGUCUGUACAGUGAGGGCACUAUGUCCGUGGAGGGGAGGACCGUCUAUUGCGCUGUGCCUGGUGCCGACAUUGCUGUUCUUGAAAACGGUACGCUUUCCACAGACUGCAAUGCAACUGGACAGCUAUGUCUACGUGGACCUAUGGUUACCACGAGGUACCUCGGCCCGCAUGCAGCUUCGACUGUCACACCACCGGAUGCCAGUGCAGCCUUCUUCAAGACUCAGGACGUCGUCACGAUAGUUCAGCAAAAUCCAUUGCGCUUGGAGUUCAGGGGUCGCAGCGAUAUGUUGAUCAAGGUGGGCGGGCAGUUUGUAGACCUCUCCGAAGCGGAGCUGCGUCUCAAGGCCAAGCUGCUGCCACCCCCGGAGCAGACCGAGUGCGAGUCUGAUGUCUUUGCUGACGAGGUGGCGGUUGUUCCACCAGCCGAUUCUGGAAGCACAGUAUCGGCGCAUGUCUUCGUAGUGGUUCUCGACCACAGAUGUAGCUCCGCACGCAGGAUCUUGUCUUGUGCGCGAGCACUGAUACCUUCUGGGGCAGCCUUGCACUUGCUUGGCAAACCCUUGCCCAAAGAUCCAGUGUCGGGCAAAGUGGAUCGACAGACUUUGCUGCGGGGCUUGGUCGGGGAGACCCGAUCGAGGCCUGUUUGGACGGCGCUCCGUUCCAGGUUGAGAAUGCAGCCGGUUUGGUUGCUCGCUGUGGCCUUUGCGGGUGGCUUGAACCUCAACGCUUUGCUCAGCUGGUUCAUCUGGCGCAAGCCUCUGGGCAGGCCAGGCGCCAAAAGCCUGUUGCAGGCAUCUUUGCAUGUGGCCUUGGCGCCUUAUUUCUGGCUCUUGACGCUGUACAUCCCGCAGCGAGCCUGCAGGAAUUUCUUCAACAACAUACCAUUUGGACGUCUUGGAGCGUUGUGCAUUUGGUACCAGCUGAUCCGCUCAGGGGAUGCUCGUCUGCGAUGGCUGUCUGGAGCCGCCUUCGCGGGUUGCACCGGUACGGGCAUGGGACUGGCCAUGAGGCGCGGGCGCUUCCUUGCCUGGUGGCUGACCUUCUGGCUGGCCAUCCCAGAGAUUGCGGAGGCCGAGUGUGGGUGGUGGCUGAAGAUGAGCAACUGGCAAAUGUACUUUGACACGCUGGUUUCAUUCGUGUUGGAGGCGCGCAGCAGGAGCACUGAGUUGUGUGAGAACAUUGUGGAGUUGCUUUGUUCACUUCCCCAUACGGCGCGGGAGUGGAAUGAGAGCUGGCGGAGUGGAAGUUUGCCAUACGAGCCACCAGAGGAGCUUCAAGGUUUCCACAACCUCGGCGCUGAGCCGCCGCAGGUGGCGGAUGCAUCUGAAGAUUCGUUGGAGCCGGCCGAGCUAGCGCCAGCAUUGAGCCUGGUUUGUCAGGAGUGUGACGUAGAAGCUGACACGGCGCAAAUGUCGCAAGUCGAGCACGACGGUGGAGGGGAGGCAAGUCUUUUGCCGACCGAGUUGCCCCAAAGCCCGCCUGCUGAGGACGCGGCAGAAGAAGCGGCAGCCCCUGGCAGUGGGUUGAAUGCAGCAGCAAAGGCGGAAUCGAAGUCGGAAUGCAGCCAUUCGGACAACGAGAGCAAGGAGGCCUUGGGAGAGAGCCUCUCACAAGCUGUAGAAGUGGCGGCCAGUUCGCCUUGCGACAGUGACUCGGAGAACGAGUCCUGGGCCUGUGUGGACUGCAAGUGUCCCCUGCCUUGGGGAUCUGAUUGGCGGCAGGAAGACACCUCGUUUUACUGCAAGGCCUGCUACAAUGACUUCGAUAACAGGUGGUGGGAGUUUCACACUCGCGACGUGUUGGACUCCGGCCCGGUGCCCGAUGAGAGAUUGCAGGAAACGCCAGAUGCAGUGACUCCCGGGAGUCCCCGCGGGUCGGAGACACUCCACACUACAUCUGUGGCCGGUACGGUGCUCGUCCAACUCUUGCAGCCUAUGUUUAGCAAUCUUCACAACGACAGUCGCCUGUCAGGCAUUGACUCCUUGGCAGUCCUGACUCUUUGCCGUCAACUUCGUAUGGCCAUUCCCAACCUCGCUAUCCGGCCUCAAGAUGUUUUCCAGUGCGGUACAGUUCGGGAUCUGCUGAGCAUGGUUGAGAAUGUUGAGAAGGACACGGGCGAGGCCGAACUCCAGAUGCCGGAAGCUCUUGGAGAUACGGGUGUUGGUCGGGCAAUUUGGUUCGCGCCGGGGCAGGUGAAGAGCACCUGCAAGUGGCUCUACGGCUGCCGCGGAUUGCUCGACGAGCGAUGCUUCAAGCGAGCUGCUGCUCAGCUCAUAGCUCGUCAUGAAGGCUUAAGGGCAGAGUUUGAAGAUGGGGCAGGCAUGGAGAUCCUCCGCUUCAUGCGUGAUGUUGUGCCUCUACAUCUCAUCUUAUGGCAAGAGCUGGAGAAGAGUGGCCGACUUCUGCCGAUGGUCCGAGGCUGCCGGAGGCUCAUCUCGAAGGCUUUCAGGGCCUGCUGGCCUCGGUCUGUACCUCAACGCGUGACGGCCUCCUUCCUGGAGGAUCGGAUAUGGGUGGUACGCUGCAAAACGUGGCGGGAGGUUGAGCAAGCCUCGCAUCGACUACGGCAGGAGUGGGAGCCACCUUUCACCUUGGGGCUCUUCCUACUGGAGAAGCCUUCAGAGCAAGAGCGAGACAUUCUGAAUCCUGCAGAAGCUGGCAAGGGAGCUGGUAGCCCUGAGGACUGGGGUGCGCCGAGCAGCUUUCUGCAGUUCGUCGUCUCUCAUGCCUACUCUGAUGGCUACUGUAGCGUCCCCUUGGUUCAAGAUUUCGCAUCGCUUUACGCUCAAGAGGAGGAAGUGCUUCUGGGAGCAAGUCAAAGUGCGUUGCGCAAGGCAACCCAGGGCAGGUCAGAGUGGAAUCACUUGGUCCCGCUUUCUUCCGGAGCUACCUUUGAGGUCCUGGAGUCAAGGCUUUUUGCGGCGAUGGACUUCCGGCCAUCUUGGAGUCACCCGGAGCAGCUCUCGUUGCGAGCAGCGAUCUUUGACGAGACGCCGAAGAAGCAGCCGUGGGUCUACGACCACGAGGUUCUUGUGGAGGGGAAGGCGGUGGAAGCCCUCCAUCGAAAUGCCAAAGCGUAUGGGCUUCCGUUUGAUGUGGUACUGCUCUCCAUCGUGCUGGCGGCUAGCUUCAAAGCAACCUGGGCACUGGAGAAACUGAGGUCAUUCUACAAAGGUGUAUCGCCUCAGGAUUUUGCGGCUUCUAAGACGGAGUUGUCCCUUCCCCUGACGCUGUAUGCCCCUAUGCGAGACGGAAGCCUGAACGAUGCCAUGGUUGGCCUCUUCAGUGAUUGGAGGGACUUGACAGUGGCCUGCAGUUCGUCGGUGAGCUUGUUGGGAUUUUGCUUGGAGGUUGCAGAUCUCAUACGCUUCCGGAGGUGGGAAAUGUUUGAUCCGGUUCAGAAUGGCAACAACAUCUUGGUGAACAUCCUUCCCCUCGAUGAGCAGGCACGCGGCCAGCAGCAUUUCAAGCAGACCCGGGCCCAUGAGUAUGGUGGCAUGCGUCACGCAGCAGCUGAUCGUCGAAGGGCUUUCAGAGCUCCGCAUCGCCCGAUGCGGAUAACGUUGGAACAAGAGGCUCCUGACGCAUGGUGGAUCAACCUCAACAUCAACGCCGAGAAUUUCUCGACCUCAUGGUGCCGCUCGUUUGUAAAGAACUUGAAGGAGUGCGUGCAGGACUUGCAGUGCCAGCCGCUGCGGCCUGUGCUAGUUGCAGGGUGA